ACUGGAUCCGACGAAUCGUGAAAUAUCCAAACAGGAAGAGAAUUGGCUCAGCGUGAAAGUCACAUCUGAAAAGUAAACGCUGUAAAUGUUAUAAAUGCCGUCACACAGAUUGUUAAUUUAAACCAAAUUCUCUCACAGUCUUGUUGUUUUAGUGUUUUUUUGUAUCCGUAGCCGCAGCAGCAGCUCCUGCCGCAGCAGCUUUUUGUUUUUACACGAUGUUUCAGUCUGCAGCUAAAACGCUGUCUGUUUCUCGGUGGAUUUUAUUAAAUGUUCGACAUUAUUGUAAGAAGAAGACGCCAUCGACUCUCAGAGUGUCCGAAGCUCUGUCAGCUACUGAGUUUGGGCAACAUGUGAAAGUUCAGGGUUGGGUUCGCUCUGUCAGACCCCAGAAGGCAAAUCUCUUCCUCCAUGUGAAUGACGGCAGUUCUUUGCAGUCGUUGCAGGUUUUUGCUGAUGCACAGCUGAAUGAUUCGUUGCUCACUUUUGGCAGUGCUGUUGAAGUCACAGGGGUUCUUAAGAAAAGCCCACACCACAAACAGUCAGUGGAACUGGAAGCAGACAAAAUCCAUGUGGUUGGAAAAUGUAAUCCUCUGGAUUUUCCUUUUAAAAUCAAAGAGAGACACGGCCUUGAGUACAUCCGCCAGUUUCCUCAUCUCAGGUGUAGAACGAACGCCUUCAGUUCGCUGUUAAGGAUACGAAGUGAGGCCACCGCAGCUAUUCACUCAUAUUUUAAAGAAAAUGGCUUUGUGCACAUUCACACUCCAAUAAUCACUUCAAAUGACUGUGAAGGCGCAGGGGAGCUCUUUCAGGUCGAGCCAUCAUGGCCAAAGACUGAGGAAGAGGAGAACUUUUUCUCUGUCCCCGCCUUCCUGACCGUGUCCGGUCAGCUUCAUUUGGAGGUGUUGUCAGGAGCUUUUUCCCGUGUCUACACAUUUGGGCCAACAUUUCGUGCAGAGAACUCCCAAAGCCGCCGCCAUCUGGCUGAGUUUUACAUGGUGGAGGCCGAACUCUCCUUCACACAGUCCUUGGAGGAUCUCACUCAGGUCAUGGAGGACAUGUUCAGAUCUGCUACAGAGCAUGUCUUGGCUCACUGUGCAGAGGAUAUGGACUUGUUCCAUAAGCAUGUGACUCCCGGACACAGGGGCACUUUAGAUUCUAUGAUGAAGAAGAAAUUCCCCAUGAUUACCUACAGUGAAGGGAUCGACAUCCUGAACCACAGCACUCAGAAAUUUGUUUUCCCCACAAACUGGGGUUGUGACCUUCAGACGGAACACGAGAAAUACCUGGUGAAACAUUGUGGCAACAUUCCGGUCUUUGUCACUGAUUAUCCUUAUGAUCUCAAGCCGUUUUAUGCAAGAGACAACCAGGACCAUCCCAGGCAUACAGCAGCAGCUGUGGAUCUUCUUGUGCCUGGAGUUGGAGAGCUCUGCGGGGGCUCGCUGAGAGAAGAGAGGCUGGAUCUGCUGAGCGCUCGGUUGGAAAAGGUUGGAUUGGAAGACACCUACAGUUGGUAUCUGGAUUUGCGGCGGUUUGGCUCGGUCCCCCACGGUGGCUUUGGCCUGGGAUUUGAGCGAUUUUUACAAUGCAUCCUUGGCGUGGACAACAUAAAAGAUGUGAUUCCUUUUGCUAGGUUUUCCCAUUCUUGUGUUCUUUAAAAAAAAAGAAAAAGUGUGAGCCAAGUAAAACAAUUUAAAGCUGUGUCUGUUUUUGCAUUGUUGAAAAAAUAAAUUGGUGUAUUUCUGUGUAAAAA
Molecule: messenger RNA, 1750 nt
Organism: Solea solea (common sole)
Lineage: Eukaryota; Metazoa; Chordata; Actinopteri; Pleuronectiformes; Soleidae
Gene: nars2
Product: asparaginyl-tRNA synthetase 2, mitochondrial
Exons: 14
Coding region: 216-1655 (479 amino acids)
Biological process (GO): asparaginyl-tRNA aminoacylation
Cellular component (GO): mitochondrion
Molecular function (GO): asparagine-tRNA ligase activity; nucleic acid binding; ATP binding
Source: RefSeq, a predicted model, not a curated record